This is a messenger RNA of Racocetra fulgida, 992 nucleotides long. Lineage: Eukaryota; Fungi; Glomeromycota; Glomeromycetes; Diversisporales; Gigasporaceae. The record is from the annotation of a GenBank genome assembly.
AUGUCUAAAGUAAUUCAGCCUAAUAAUUUGGUUAUUGAUUCUGUAAUUGACUCUGAAUCUUCGGCGUUAGACAAUCAAAUAGCUAUAAAUGUUCCGUUUCCUCCAAAAAUCAAUCCACGUGAUUUAAUAACCAUGCUUCCCGAUGGAAAUGUUCCGACCAGAACUCCUAAUGCUUUCAUAAUUUAUCGUAAAGCAUUAAUUGAAGCUGUACGUGCUGAAGGUCAUAAUUUACCAAUGUCCUCUAUAUCUUCUAUUGCCUCUAAACAAUGGUACAAAGAACCUGAAAACGUGAAAUCCGAAUAUAAAAGACUUGCAAUUGAAGCAUUUAACUAUAGUAAUACCAUUAUUAAAUCAACAUCCAUAUCUCGUCGCAGAAAGAAUGAACGUUGGAAUACUAUUACUUUCAGUAAUAAUAGCAUGACUUCCCGUAAAGAUCCUAAAAGGCCCAAAAAAUUAACCAAAAAUUCAAAGGUCCAAUCUCCUACCAGACGUGGCUCUACUCCUGAAAAUGUAUUGCCAAAUACUACUAAUGAUAUCGUUAAUAAUCUUGAUACAAUUAAUGUUAACGAUACCAUUAAUGAUAAACAUGCGUUGACUUCGCCUAAUAAUAAUAUAUUUGUUGAUAUCGAUAUGAUUGGUAACAUAAACGAUACGAAUGAUACUUUAUUGACCACUGAUGAAAAUUUAUUAUCGUUGCCUGAGUGGGAAGAAUAUGCUUACCAAAGCCCCGAAAUUGGAUCGAUCCCAAGUAAUGAAUGUAUGCUUGAAGACAACCUUGAUGUCAUGUUAUCUCCCAUACCUCCAUUCAUUUCUGAUUCCUUUGUUAAUCAACAAAUUUCAACAGAAAUAUCGCAUCAAAAUAUUUGGAUGUUAGGAAAUGAUAUUAAUAACGGAUCCUAUUAUUAUGAUACAACUAGCCAAUUUGAUAAAAAUGUAGUGGUAAAUGAUGGCUUGUUUGGUCUUUCGGAAUUUCACGUUGAUACCGGAAAAUU